Molecule: messenger RNA, 518 nt
Organism: Podospora bellae-mahoneyi
Lineage: Eukaryota; Fungi; Ascomycota; Sordariomycetes; Sordariales; Podosporaceae
Gene: RPS15
Product: ribosomal protein S15
Exons: 4
Coding region: 1-459 (152 amino acids)
Biological process (GO): ribosomal small subunit assembly; translation
Cellular component (GO): cytosolic small ribosomal subunit; ribosome
Molecular function (GO): RNA binding; structural constituent of ribosome
Source: RefSeq, a predicted model, not a curated record
AUGGCUGACGAAUACAACGCCGAGGAGGCCGCUGAGCUCAAGAAGAAGAGAACCUUCCGCAAGUUCUCUUACCGCGGUGUCGAUCUCGAUGCUCUCCUUGACCUGACCUCCGACGAGCUCCGCGAUGUCGUCCACGCUCGUGCCCGCAGAAAGAUCAACCGUGGUCUUAAGCGCCGCCCCAUGGGCCUCAUCAAGAAGCUCCGCAAGGCUAAGCAGGAGGCUAAGCCCAACGAGAAGCCCGAUCUCGUCAAGACUCACCUCCGUGACAUGAUUGUCGUUCCCGAGAUGAUCGGCAGCGUCGUCGGUAUCUACUCCGGCAAGGAGUUCAACCAGGUGGAGAUCAAGCCUGAGAUGGUUGGCCACUACCUUGGCGAGUUCUCUAUCUCAUACAAGCCCGUCAAGCACGGUAGACCAGGUAUCGGUGCUACCCACUCUUCUCGUUUCAUUCCCCUCAAGUAAGGGCUGGGAUAUUGGUGGUUCUUGCAUUCAGUCUCUCAUGGGUUCGGCGAAACGGGACA